AUGUUCGAGAUCAACCGACGCGAGGUGUCCGUACAGGCCAAGCGGCCGUUCGAACCACGGAUGGAGGCGGAUUCGUGGGCGCGGUACAAGAGCGUGAUGUGCAAGAUCAUUUGGGUUAUUUACCGGACCAAACAACGGCCACAAGAGGAAAGGCCGCCAUACGCCAUGACAAGCACCCAAACCCGAUAUUGGAAAGGGUUUACCAAGGCAUGCCGCCAAUACCAGGCAACACGGGAAUACCAAGCGACGUUGGCAGCCAAAGAGGAUCGCGAAGAGUGGGGUGUGAGCAGUGCCAGCGAUAGCGUCGGCAGCAGCACCAGCGAGGAUAUCAACAAACAGAUCAAGGAAAGCCAGGGUUCGUGCCGUGGCAUGUGUUUGCGGUUUAUCAUAGCCAUGUUGGAUCAUUCAUUGGGCGACCACCAAUACGACAGCGUAUUGAUCAGCACAUUGGCCGUGAUGGGUGUCCGGGACGAUGGCGGAUGGCAGAACGCGUUGGAUUACACGCCCGUGUUGUCGGCCGUCAUCAAGGUGGCACGAAUUGUUGUGUUAUAUCAUGUAUAUACCGAGCGGCAGGCCGAGAUUCGUACGAUCAUGGAAGAAAAGGGUAUAAACGAGGCCGACGCCCGGCAAUUCGGCACAUCCAUGUUCGCGCGCACACGACAAUACAUCCAUACAUUUAUGACACGGACCGGAAAAGAAGCCGACGAGUCCCCAUCGCCGAUGGAUUGGAUGUUAGAGACACGCACGUAUGGAAUGAAGAUCCGGUUCACAACCACGGCCGGAGGUGUAAUUGAUUGGAUCGGCGACCAGGUUAUAUUCCGACGGAUUCGAUUUACGAUGGCCGAGUUGAGCGGGUUUAUGCACGCCGUAUUGCAAGAGGCACGCAAUAUCAUGGCCGAGUUAACAAUGUGUGGCAGCGAGGGUAUACAUGCGUUGCCAGUCAUUGUGUGGGAUGAUGUAUAUGAUGACAACAGUAACGAUGCCGUUGGAUAUACAUUUAUUAAAGACGACCGAAACACGCCAUGGGUUGAGAAAGGGGAGGGGUAUAUCAAAAGGCAGUUGGUUCAGUGCAAACAGCGGCGGAAGGCAUGGUUGCACAGGCCAGACGCCGACAACCAACAAACCAGCCAACCAGCGAGGCAUCCAUACAGAGAAAAAACAGCCAGAGAAUAUGGGCGGUUAUUGGAUCGAUUCCGCGAGAAGUUAUUGAUAUUAAUGCACAUGGUAUCCGGCCAGCCGGCGCGCGCCACGGAGAUAUUGACGGUACGGAUGGAGAACACAGCCAACGCAGGGGCACGAAAUAUAUUUGUCAGCCAUGGGCAGAUGUGUUUCGUCACGGCAUAUCACAAGAAUUUCCAGCAGUCAGACCAGGUCAAGAUCAUCCAUCGAUUCAUGCCGCCCGAGGUGGGCGAGUUAUUGGUGUGGUAUGUAUGGUUGGUUUUGCCGUUUUGGCAGAACGUGCAGGGCAUUAUCAAGAGGUCAACGUUCCGCAGCGCAUAUAUAUGGGCCGACGAGAUCACAUCACGCAAUGCAAUUGACCAGGCAGUGGAUCAAGACAUGCGUUUCAGCAGCCAGCAAGAUAUCCAAGACCCAGAGCGACCGACGGAGCCAACAAUGCAGCCGUUCCGCGAGGCAAAAUGGUCAUCCGACCGUGUUCGGCGUAUUAUCCAGCAACACAGCGAGCGGUUGUUGGGUUGCAAGUUAAGCACGAGCAGUUGGCGACAGAUCGCCAUUGCCAUAUCCAACCGAUAUUUGGGCACCAAACACGACCCGUCGUAUAGUGGCGAGAAUGGGGAGGACGAAGAUGGUAUUGACGAUGUGAGUGAUGCGCGGGAUUUGCAGGCCACACACACAUCCCAUGUGGCAGGCAUGAUAUACGCGCGCGAGAUGCAGCAAGGAUUAGGCGGCACGGCAAUCAUGCGAGAAAAAUUCCGUGAGGUGAGCCGGGAAUGGCAUCAAUUUUUCGAUUUCGGGCAGGAAGGCACCAGCCGAGACGGUGUGCAGGGCGAGGUCACAGCCGCCACACAGCAGCGAAGGCAGCGAAACAAGUUUGAGAGCAGCCGACAGAGUGUGCGGUUAAGAAGAUUGGAGGCAUUGCGACAGGUUGAUAUAUCAGCCAUGUUAGAAUGCAUCAAAGGCAAAGCAGCGACAUUCCGGCCGGGACAGAGGAAAGUUGUUGGCGCCAUUGUACGAGGGGAGAGUCCGGUAGUGCAGAUCACGCCCACGGGGGGCGGGAAAAGCAUGUCAUUCAUGUUGCCGGCGUAUUGUUCGCAGCAGGGCCGGACGAUCGUAAUUGUGCCGUUGGUUGCGUUGCAGGAAGACAUUCAUGGCGAGUGCAUAAAGCACGGCAUUGAGGCCAGCAUAUGGAACAGCAAGACAGGCGUGCACCAAGGAAGCCGAAUUAUAUUGGUUAUUACCGAAGCCGUGUUUACGGCCGCAUUCCAGCAUUUCAUUCAGCGAUUGCAGAAUCAGUUCGCCAUUGACCGGGUUGUGGUCGACGAAUGCCAUACAAUAUUGGAUGGAUCCGACACAUUCCGGCCAGCGUUACGUGAUGUUGGGCGAGAAAUCGCAUUAUGGGGUGUGCAGCGGGUAUUUUUGACGGCCACAUUGCGACCGACAGAGGAAAAGGAGUUUUACACACGGGCGCAUAUUAAUGCAAAGAGUGUGGUAAUGUUCCGGGGCCAAACAACACGGCGCAACAUCCGAUACAGGGUAGUGUUUGUGGAGGGCGAGAAGAAUGCCAGCGAUAAAUACAGCGCACAACAAGAGGCAGAAGACGAGAAGGCGAUGGAGAUGGCACGAGAUUGGAUUAAAGAGAAUAAAGAAGGGCGUGUAAUUAUAUAUGCCAGCACCGUUCCACGGACCAAAGAGUUGGCCAAAGUAUUGGGCGUGGAUGCAUAUUAUAGCAAGGCAGGAAGUCGAGAGGAAAAGCGGCGGCGGAUGCAGUCGUGGAUGACGACCAAGCGGUUGAUCGUGGCGACCAAUGCAUUGGGUUUAGGGAUCAACGUGUCAGAUGUACGGUUCGUGAUCCAUGUAGGUUUACCGUACCAGGUCCGGGCAUUCGCACAGGAAAGUGGACGGUUGGGUCGGGAUGGCAGGCAGGGAACAUCGAUUAUAAUUUGCAAGGCAAUGAAGGGGCAGCAAGGGUUUACACAAGAAGCCCAGAGCGUUCGAGAUGAAGAGAUGGUGGAAUAUAUACGAGGGACACGGUGCCGACGAUUUGUGUUGGACAAGGCAAUGGAUGGACGCAUACGAGAGGGUGGAUGCCAGGACGACGAAGAGAUGUGCGACGUAUGUAUUCGAGGCGGGCACGUACAAGAAAGCAGCGUUAUGGCAAUCCGGCAUAUUAUCGGUCCGGAAAGCAUAACCAAUGAGGCCACAGACGAGGAAAGGAAUGCAACAGACCAUGACCGAGAGCAUAAAAGGCGCCGAAUAGAGGAAAACAGAGCAAUUCAAGUUGGUGGUGCAUUACCAAGGGCACCAUCACCGGAUGGGGAGGGUUGGACGUUUGGCGACGACGAGGAAAAGGCACCAGAAGAGCAGGUUGCAGAGGUUCAAGAAACCAGCAUGGAGAUAUACAUGCAGGAACGAGACCAGGAGUUUGCGAUUUGGAAGGAGAGCGAGAGGAUCCGAGAUAACACAUUAUUGACGGAGAUAUUCGAGAGGCAGUUGGCCAGUUGGAGCGAGGGUUGUAUAUAUUGCCGAAUGACCAGCGGCGAGGACGACCAUGAAGGGUCAUGCCCGUUAGAAGCAAACGACAAGGGGGUUUUCGAGGGAAUUGAGAGAGGUGUGAAGCAAGGGGGUUUUCGAGGGAAUUGA
Molecule: messenger RNA, 3819 nt
Organism: Metarhizium album ARSEF 1941
Lineage: Eukaryota; Fungi; Ascomycota; Sordariomycetes; Hypocreales; Clavicipitaceae
Product: RecQ helicase
Exons: 1
Coding region: 1-3819 (1272 amino acids)
Biological process (GO): double-strand break repair via homologous recombination
Cellular component (GO): nucleus; chromosome; cytoplasm
Molecular function (GO): 3'-5' DNA helicase activity; four-way junction helicase activity; ATP binding
Source: RefSeq, a predicted model, not a curated record